CCUGUGCCUACUAUAUUUAUUAGAAGUGUGGGUUAUAAUUUAUAGCCAGUAGGUGGCGCGCGCGGAUGAGUUUCAGCACCGUGUGCGCGAGUCUUCCGAAGCACGCAGGUCAGUGUGGUUUGUGCGCAGAGGGAUGAAGGAGUGCAGGACCAAGUUUGCGUCCUCGCACCAUGGCAUUUCUUUUCCUAAGGUUUUACCUACAUUUCUAAAGAUCUACCCGAACUGCAAGCAACUUUUCUCCAAAAAACCUUCAAUCCUCUGUGGAAAUUGAAUAGAUACGUGCGCAUCUGGAUCUGGAUUCGGUAAAGCUGAGAACUUGGAAGUGGAGCAACUGACGCUUGUUCCUGUCCUACUAAAGUGAUUAUGUUAUUGAGCUGCUCAUGAAUGAUAUUGUUUCUCAGGAGCGGUAUUUUCAGUGCAUGAGUGGGAGUGUGUGUAAAUCAGAGUGACCUGUACAUCCGCUCUAUAUUUGGCCGGACAUCAUCAGGGUCUGUCCGUGCCAUGUACCUCCUCCAUCUGGCCAUCAUGGAUUUCAACCAUUGAAGGAAAAGUGCUUGAUAUCAAAACCUGUCUUGUUUGACCCCACCAUUUAGUUUACCGUUCAAGACCGUCUGUUUCAUCAUGGGAACCGCUUUGUCUCUGUCUCCGGGUCCCCAAAAAUCUGAUUACUAUGACGACCGGCCGAACUCCCUCAGCCGAUACCCGAGCUUGAGCAGCCGCUCUUUGACCACUCAGAAAGAACACGGGCUCAAACCACGAGGACAAUCUCUCUUCCUGCCUGCCCUCACAUGGAAACGUCUGGUGGCCUCAACUAAGAAACGAAGUUCCUCCAAAAAAGGGUUCCCCAACAGCCAAGGAGCAAUCGGAGCUCCACUUCACAACAACAACCACAUCUACCAGAAGGACCCAGUCUUACACCUGAACCGGGAGAAUGUAAAAAAGUCUCUUUCGUGUGCAAAUCUUUCAAGUUAUGACGGUCCAGCAGGUCUGGGCUUGGGAAUGGGGGAACUUGGCUAUGUUAAGCCACAGCAGCUUUCCUCACUCAAAAAGGUUUCUCAUGGAAUCGCUUCUCCGAAACGUGUGAUUGUCCAAGCAUCUACAAGUGAGCUCCUGAGAUGUUUGGGUGAAUUUCUAUGCGGACGAUGUUAUCGACUUAAGCUCCUUUCCCCAUCAGAUCCGGUUCUUUGGCUACGUGCUGUAGAUCGUUCACUUCUGCUCCAGGGCUGGCAGGACCAAGCCUUUGUGACGCCAGCAAACGUAGUAUUUAUUUAUAUGUUGUGCCGGGAUGUGGUGGACGGCGAAGUUGUGUCCUCAGAACACGAACUCCAAGCUGUCCUUCUCACCUGCCUCUACCUGUCAUACUCAUAUAUGGGCAAUGAGAUCUCCUACCCACUCAAGCCCUUUCUGGUGGAGGCAGCUAAGGAGGCAUUUUGGGACCGGUGCCUGACCAUUAUCAAUGCCAUGAGUGCCAAGAUGCUGCGCAUUAAUGCGGACCCACAUUUUUUCACUCAGGUAUUUGCUGAACUGAAAAGCGAAGGUGGAUGCGGAUUGCAGGAUUAUGGACGAUUGCUGGAUCGGUGAGUGGACAAGGAGACGUCCUCCUUCUCUGCAUCCCCAGUAGUAACCUUUGUGUUCUUCUCCGAGUCCUUUUCUGAAGAAUCAGUGUCUUUUAAAAACCACUGCGGUGUAAAGAUCUGUAGGGUCACACUAAUUCAGUCCAUCGCCGUUGGGUCACAGUGUGUUGGACAUUUGUUCUUGUUUCAACUCUGAUAUCGACCUCAUAGACGUUAAAACUGGAUAGGAUUGGUUUAUUUUUCAUUUUAGACAGACAUGAGGUGCCUUGAAAGAGAAGUAUUGUGAAGACGUUUUGCAAAUCCGCCUGCAUUUCGAACACGUGAUCAAAUGGCUUUGGGUCAGUCGGUUGGAAGCAGUGUUUCACCAACUGCAAGGGAUCCUGAUACGGUUUUUGGGUAUUGUGUUUUUCCCGUCUUUCUUAUACGAAAGCACUGGAUUAGAGAUGGAACGGAUGUUAAAGACAUCAAGCUGCUCACCGUUGACACACGCCUGCCACAUCUACUACCUGAGCCGUUCUAAAGCCUGAAUCUCAGCCUAAAAUGAUACACAUAACCAAUGGCACAUGCCUGAUAAUACUUGACCAAUGGGUAGUCCAUUUUGAGUUUUGCGAAACUGUUCAUCUUCAUGGAAGAAACACUAGUCCAUUAGUCCAUCUAUCCCUUGGCAAAAUGUUAGCAGACCUCAAAGUUUUCUGGGAACACUUCAGAGGACAAGACCAUGAGGAAAACCUUUUCCCCAAAGUCUAUAUUUUAUAUCCAGUGUGGUUAACGAUGCAUUUGAUGACACCAUCCUUCAAAACACAAUAGCAAAAAGAUGAUAAUGCAAAAAUGAUACAACUAAAUUGACGCUGCACCAAAUCUGGAGACCAGUUAACCUAAGUGCAUUCAUCAGCUGUUUAAUGUGAUUUUUCUGUAAGAAAAUCCAAGUGGAAUGACUUUGUGUGGAGAGCAGUACUGUGUUGUCCAUCCUUAUGUUUAUAAAUCCAGAAUUAAGGUGCUGUGGCAUUAAUAGGAUUAACCGAUUACCAACCCACACAUAGAUACACAGCACUUGUUCUUACUGCCAGGCGAUCCUGCUUGCAGGGCUAAUCCAUACCGCUUGGUCAAUGUGUGUUUGUUCCAAGCCUUUCUGUGUCACGCGUCUGUUCUCUCCUGCAGUACCUAGCUGAGGCUGAUGGUCAGCGAAAAUCUGUGUGUGUGUGUGUGUGUUUGACAGCACAUGCUUUGGGGAGGAAGGAAGUGUAUUUUGGGUGAAGGGGAUUUGAAGCGAUGAGUUCAGGCAUUUCUGAAAGCUGUCAGGCCACUGUGGUCAUACACAGCUGACUUUUCUCCAGGUGCCUGUCCUAAAUGAAAAGGGCACAGGGAUUUUCAGUGAGUUUUAGUGAGCUUUGAGCCUUUAGAGACACAGUCUGUACCCUUCUCAACAGAACAACUCACAGAUGAGAGCAUGUUCAUGUAACUUAGAGUUUCAGAUUCUUUGAAUAUAGCCAGGUUUCAGUGACAGGCGUCUAAAACUCCUCUUAACUUUAAUCCCAGGUCUACUUUUUAAAAGAAAGUAAUUAUACAUUAACACAUGUCUGAACCACAUUUUGAACAAGUAGCUGUUUUGGGUCAGAGCAUGAAUUUGACACAGCAGCACGUGGCUUUGCACUUAAACGUUAAUCUGAUUGUGCUUUACUCUGGUGCCUCAGGAGGCAUUGCCCUCUACCCAGCCCUCUCAUCUCAUAGGAAUAUAAAAAAAAUCAUAAACUCAAUCCAUUUCACUCAUGCAUUGGAUUUAAAAGAGCACUCAAGCCAAAACGUGUGGACACACACACACACACACACACACACACACACACACACACACACAUAAUCUGUUAAUCUAUUUCUCCCCCAGUCAAGAACAAAAAAGAUGAAAAUGCACCAAAUAUGUGAAUCAGAUCAACAGAGAUUUCUGUUUGUUCUCAGUUCAGCCUGGGUCACCAGCACCGCCACCGGCUCCGACACACACACAACACACACACACACGUGCUCGAUCUGGUGCCAAGCGGUACAGUUAUGAACUAUCCAUAUAAACAGCCAAAACUCAAAAAGCAGCAUUUGAGUGAAAACAACAAGCCACGUUUUACUGCAUUAAAUCAUUAAAGCUGGUUUAUGUUUCCUUAACAACUUCCACUGGAAUUGGCCAAUGCUCACGUUAAAUUGCUUAUUUUUUAAUUAUUAAAUGUAGUAUUCUUUUAAGGUUUAGAGCUCCUUCUGAUUGUAAUUUCAUUGCAGUUAACACCCACACCUUUUCCCCAGCCAGCAUUAUCCUCCCAUAUGUUUUGCAUUGCCUUUUAAACAGAUCAGAUUCACCUGCCUCCCCACAUAAUGACAUUUAAGCCUUUCCUUCACCACUUCCUCAAGAUAUAGCAAUGCUUCCUAAGUCGAAUUCAUUUUUUCACAUCCUCAUCUGAACACUCGAACAGAUCAGCUUCAUGCUAAUACCAUCAAUGUCUUUGCAAUUAUCAUCCUGUAGAUUGCUAACUAGCCUAGCUAAAGGUUUGAAAAUUCUGGACCAACCAUGUAGCAUCAAAAUAAAUAAAAACAUAGUAAAUAUUUUGAAAUAUCAACACAAGUCACGAGUGGAAAAUCACCACAAAGUAUCAAUAAGGAAGUAUAGAUAUAACCUGUGGGUAAGGCUUGAAGACAUGACCUAGCUCACCUGUAUACUGUACAUUAUUUUUGGUUUCUGAGGGUCUAUUAGGGAGGAGGAGAAAGAGCAUGAAAGGGGUUGUAUUGUCAGGAAAAGACUUCUGUUGACUUCUAUAAUUUAUACAAAACAGCAUAGUAUACAGUUUAUGCUAAAAACAGUUAUGUUUACAGCGUGUAUUCUAAAACCUCAGGUGUUCUGCUGUCACACUGUUGCAUUGUCCAUCACAUUUGACAUUCUUCCCCCAAACACACGCUUCUUGUUUCUUGCCUGACUAAACCGAUUCAAACUCAGCCUCAUUGUGCAGGGAGAGGACAGACGGAGUGGUGUUCGCGUUCGGGGUGAUAUGUGAAGGCCCCCUCUAUUAGAGCUGUAUAGGGCUCUGUUAGGGAUCGCUGAAUCCGCAACGACUUCUAUUUCCACUUGGAUUCUCGUGUCUGGUUAGCAUUAGCUCAUGGUCUGGGGUUUAUCUUUGCUUUUUAAAUUGUUUAUUCACUGUAUCUAUCCCAUACAGUAUUUAGACUAGCUGUCUACAGUGUCGGACUGUCCAGACCAUGGGAUAAAAUAUUAUAAGCCAACAUCUGCUUACAUCUUGUCAUGGGAAAAUGAAACAUCUGUUCCUUUUGCUGUCAUGUCAGUGAUGUUUAUGAGCCAGAAUGGCGAUCAAAAAUAAUAAAUCAACAAUCAUUGUUUCAUUUGGGCAAUGAAUCAUGUGCCCUUGUGGUAUCACACCUUAGCCCUCUCUUUUUAAAACCAGAGACUUCAUACAUUUAAAAGACACUCCACAGGACGGAUUUAAAGACUGGGGUCAAAGGCAGGACGGCACUAUUGAAGAACGGACAGAUUGGAUUUACUCAAGGACAUUUCGCUUUGUGCUAUGGCUGUUUUUCGAGCACAAAUAAUAUUACGUCUGGCCUCAGCGAGAGACUCAGGAUUUAUGUUGUAUUUAAGGUCAACUCCACACUGCAAGGUGCCAUUACUCCAUGAGUUGUGGUUACACAUCGAUGUUUUCACUGCUGCUACAUAUUUAUGUGCAUAAAUCAGUAGAAUUAAAUACGACACUGUGUAGAGUAGAAAUGAAAUGUUUAUAUGUCACUAUGUAGCACAAAAAAAGAAAGGAAAAAAAGAAAAAUUGUAGGUAUAAUAUGGAUUGUACUGUGUACUACUACUGUAAUGGUGCGGAUGCUGAUAGUUUCUUUUUAAUUACUGUUCUUUUUUGUUCAUUUUUGUAUUGGUUUUUGAAUGUAUGUUUAUUUAAAAUUAGGGUUAUCCCAGUGAUCUUGGAGAACUGACAGUCAGCAGUAUUAGUGUUGACGAUAGAUCAUUCUGUUCAUGAAUAAUAACGAUGCAAACGGUAUCUCAGACAUAUUUGGACUUUUUUCUUCUCCAUAUCUUUUUUUUGUGUAUGUGAAACAUGAAGCAGAUUAUCAAGGAGCCUGUGCGUCUGAGAGUGUAGGAUUAAAAAUAAUAAAAUACAGGAAGGGCAGUAAUACUGUUUCUCACUUCCUUGCUAAAAUGGUGCAAGGACACAAACAUUUUCAGACAUGUUUGCACAAUGUCAUACACAGAAACACUGAUGUGCACUGGGCUAGGUGUGAAAGAUAUGUUAGAGUUGUUUAGAGUUAGUGACCAGUGCGUAUACACACACACACACACACACACACACACACACACACACACACACACACACACACACAGUUUAAACACUGUAUUUAUUUAAGAAACAGCCUGUAUUACGAAAAGAAAAAAAAAUGCAUCCUUAUCUGCAGAACUGACCCACGACUUCCGAAUACAAAGCACACUUGCAUCAAGCACUACAGCAUUCUAAUACAACAAAUAACCAGAAUACACAGUGUUAUAGAGCCUGGGAGAAUCACAACUUUGGUGCUACAGCUCUAAAAGAAAGGAAUAAGACACUUGGGAUGUACUGAUUGGCAACAUUAUUGAUUAAAUCCUAUGUUUAAUCAAAUUACAUGGUUUUAUACAUGAAAUGCUGGGCAGUGUCCAAGAAACAAAUACGUUCCUCAUACAGUAUCGCUUAUGUUAUAGCAGUUAAUAACAGACGUCUUCACACCAGCCGCUCUAUUGCCGCACAUAAUCAAAGCUUGUCAUGUUAUCAAGUGAAGCCCUCUCCUAAAGACUUUCCUGUGGCUGAAAACCUAUAGUUUACCUCUACACAACACAAAACAACACUGGAAUCUCCUUCGAAAAUAAACAAAUGUUUUAUCCAAAGAAACCUCACCAUAUCAACAAUUUCUUUUUUUUUUUCUUUCUACAUACACGGAGAGUAUUCCAUACAAGCCCUUCUGUAAGUUACUAUAAAAACAAUAACAUAUAAAAAAUGAACCUCUAUGAACCUGUCAAAUUUGCUGAAAAUAAAACCAAACAGAUAGAUGAAUUCAACCAUGCUGUGUGGAUCAUUUUAAAAUAAAACCAGGAAUGGCAAUCUUGAUGGCCAUUGCAGACGACUGGUAACCAACGAUCUUUACCUGCAAUAUAUCAGGAAAGUGUUUGUUAAGACUGUAUAUAUUUUGAAGCGUCGU
This is a messenger RNA of Silurus meridionalis, 6791 nucleotides long. RefSeq lists its product as uncharacterized. Gene Ontology annotation, molecular function: cyclin-dependent protein serine/threonine kinase activator activity; protein kinase binding. Gene Ontology annotation, cellular component: cytoplasm; protein kinase 5 complex. Gene Ontology annotation, biological process: activation of protein kinase activity; brain development; positive regulation of cyclin-dependent protein serine/threonine kinase activity. NCBI's taxonomy places the organism in Eukaryota, Metazoa, Chordata, Actinopteri, Siluriformes, Siluridae. The record is from RefSeq and is a predicted model, not a curated record.